This is a messenger RNA of Parasteatoda tepidariorum (common house spider), 4345 nucleotides long. Its product is annotated as nucleolar protein 4. The record is from RefSeq and is a predicted model, not a curated record. NCBI's taxonomy places the organism in Eukaryota, Metazoa, Arthropoda, Arachnida, Araneae, Theridiidae.
CUACAUCAUUUGCCGGUAGGCGCGCGCAUCGAACGAACGCAGACUAGCAAAGUUCUACGCUCUCUCUAUGAUCGGCGGGAGCGUUGGAAGAUGAGUAAAGCAGCUCCUUUCUCCACAACUGGGAUCUUUGAAGAUGACAUCAGCGCGGCAGGCUCUGGGUUCAAAAUUUAGAGCGUCUUCUAUGGAGAAAAGAAGGCAUAACACGAGACACGCGGCUGCUAAAGCUGCUGCAGCCGUACCAUCUUUUAUUUCUUCCCAAACAACCCCAAACAUCUCCAAGUCCGAAAUGUAUGAAUCCUUCCAAGUUUGGGCAUUAAAGACUUACGGGGAUAGUGCCAAGACUAAAACAAUUACUCGACGCAAAUACAAUCGGAUAUUCAAAAUACUCAAGGGAGAAGAGCAGACGAAUGCUGAAAACUCAAAAUUUCGAUUUUGGGUCAAAGCCAAGGGCUUUCGAAUUGGACCUCCAGCGAGUCAAUCAUCCAGUGGCAAAACGUCAGACCAAGUUCUUUACAUUCCUUGUUCGAAAAUUCCGAAUCAUGAUAGUGAACGUGCAGAAAGUGUGGUUUAUAAGAAAGUUGCUGUUGUUGAAAACUUUUAUGACAUUAUCUAUGGCGUCCAUGUUGACAUGGAUGGUCGUGGGGGAAAACAUGCUGGCCAAAAAAGAACAUAUAAAGCGAUUGCGGAGAUGUAUUCUUUUCUUCCACGUGAAGCUGUGACCCAUUUCUUAAUGUCGUGUACGGAUUGUCAGAAGAGGAUGCAUCUUGGAACAGCAGAGCAAAAGACGGGCAGUAACCAUGACAACGGGCAGCUCGAAGAGAGCAUCAGUUCUGUUGGGGAGGAAACAACAGAUUCUUUGCACAUAGACUACAGUUUACCCAUCACUACAACAUAUCUUAAACACAUGAGGAGUCUAGGAUAUUCCGAUGAAGAAGCUCUCAAUCCUGAUCGGGAGGAUUCCGAGGAUAUUGAAAGCGAGAUCAGUGAAGAACCUAAUACUCCGCUAAAUUCAACAGGACAAAUUAGUUAUGAUAGUAUUUCUACUAAACCAGAAGAUGCAGUAGACAGUCCAGAGAGUCAGAAGUUGAGUGCAUCUCGUCAGGUUAAGCCAAUGCAGUGGUGCCAAGAACCAAUGAGCGAGGAACCAAUUAAUAUGAUUAAAGGAACUCUGCCAAACAGCCAUGAAGAUCAGUCAUUUGAUGUAAGUUCUUGUAACGGAUGCAUAAAGCGUGAAGCGUCUAGUACUCCAGAUAAUUUAUCAGCUGGUACAAAAGAAGAAGAUGAUGAAGAUGAAGACGAUGAUUCAGAUAAAAUUGACAUUAAUCGAUAUGAUCCCGAAAGACUGAAAGCUUUCAACAUGUUUGUUCGACUGUUUGUGGAUGAAAACCUGGACAGAAUGGUUCCUAUUUCUCGUCAACCUAAAGAUAAAAUACAAGCUAUUAUAGAUUCUUGUUCAAGACAGUUUCCAGAGUUUGGUGAGAGAGCAAGAAAAAGGAUUCGAACAUAUCUAAAAUCUUGUAGAAGAAAUAAAAGAACAAGAGAAAACACUAAUUGGGAAAUAGGUCGGAAUACACAACCCCACUUAACAUCAGCUCUUGCAGAACAGAUAUUGGCAAAUGCGUGUGAGAAUGAGAGUCAAAAUGCUAAAAGAAUGCGACUAGGACUCAAACCCUUAUCAGCUGAAGUAGAGAAUAUGAAGUCUGAACCAUCACGUAGUCCUCAACCUGAGACAAAUAUUUUACAAAAUACGUUGCGCCAUGGCAAAUCUUCCAGUUUACUAAAUGGGUCUUCAGCAUAUUCAUCUAAUUAUCGAUUUGUUGCUGUCAACGGCCAUGCAAGCUCUGUUACUAAUACCAACAACGGACCAACUGAUCUUAGCAUGAAGAAAAGCGUCAGUGGCAUAAAACAUAGCCUAAACUCAUCCGAAAUCACUGCUGUUAAACAGUUAAUAGCUGGCUAUCGAGAAUCAGCAGCAUUUCUUCUACGGUCAGCUGAUGAACUGGAACAGCUACUUUUACAGCAAAACUGAAGUACUGCCUUCUUAAAACUAUAUUUGGGCAUUUUAAAACUCAAUAUACAUUGAGCAUUGUGAUCUAUGAAAAAAGGGAUUUUUAAGUAUCAUACUUUUCUAGUAAGGUUAUAAAGAGUAUUUUUUCAAUCAACAUUCCUUGAUAUCAUUGUGAUAAGAAAUAUUUCGGCUAUGCCGAUGGUUUUUCAUUAUUUCCAACGAUUUCACUAACGGGUUUUUAAUCAUUCUACAACUGCCUUUUCAUGCUUCUAGAAAUCACUAUUGUAAUGUACAUUCAACACACACUUUUAUACAUCUAAAUGGCCUUUCAACUUUCAUGGUGUCUCACAUGAUUGCAUGAUAUCAUGAUGAAUGCAUAUGCAUUCUUCAUGAAUGCAUUUGUAUCCAUUAAUAUGUUCUUACACAUUGAGUCUGUAUUGGUGCAUGUGCAUCUUUUUAGAAUCAUCCUAUUAAUGUAUCUUUUAAUCUAAAAAUAACUAAUUCUGCAAUAUUCUGUUCUUAAGAUAAAGUUGCUCUUACUAAUUGCUGUUUCGAAAGGGUGAUUGCGGAGAAAUUUUUUCCAUUACAAUACCAAAUAAAAGCAUUUAUUUAAGCUCAUCUCAUUAGAAAGAAAGGAAAAACUCCGAACUGAUUAUUAUAUUUUAACUGAUUAUUGUACUUUUCAUUUGCAAUUCAUUAGUAUUAAGAAACUUAUAUCGUUAAUAUUCUAAGCUAUCGUGGAUUAUAAAGGCAAAUAAUGCCUUCACGAGUGAAUUUAUUUGAAAAAUUUUUCAAUUAAAAUAAUUUAAUAAAUAUUGUACUCAAUUUUAAUAUCAUAGUCUUUUAAUUUGUCUAAUUUUUUUUAAUUACUAAAAUAUGCAAAGAAUUCUAAAUCAAAGUUUCAGUUUGAAUCAACUGAACAAAAUUACAUAUAAACCUAUCUGAAGACGUUCUGAUAAUUUAGUGUUUAAUUUUUAUUUCACAAUAAUUUUCUCUUUUUCUAAGUGUUCUCUUAAUGCUAUUCGUUCAUAUAUUUUAAAACCUUGUCUCUUACGUUAAAAAUUUCAAGGAAAGAAAAAUAUUCAAAUGUUUUUUUUCUUAGUUUGACAAGACAUUAAAGAAGAUACUCACUGUAUGAGGCAAUGUAAUAUCUAAAAAGAUAUUUUUGCAUACUUGAAAUAGGAAAAAAAUAAUGUUAUAAAAAUUUGGCUGGAAUUUUAAAUAUUUAGCUAUCAAUCUUAAACUAAGCACAUAAGUUCCUCUCAGCUAAAUUGAAGUUAAAUUGGAAAAUACCUUUAUUUCUAUGUUCAAGAACUGAUCAUAGUACAUAUAACUGGACUAGGGUAACAUAAUGCUAAGCAAUAUUAAAAAAAAACCAACAUGGGAAAUAUGUCUUCAUAUUUUAUGCUGUCAUCCAGUAGAAAUUUUGGAAACUUAUAAAAUAAUUAUUUAGAAACAACACUGAGGAACAUUUAGUUGAAAAAAAUACCCCCUUUGGGAAAAAUGUGUCGUAUCACAAUAUUGUCUAAACUCUUCAUACUUUAACAGGAUUAUUUCGAGAAACUUAUCCAUUGAAGAAGUACUGUUACAGUUAAAAUUUCAGCCCUUUUUUGUUUUUAUUUUAUUUUUCAGAUGAGGAUUUUAAAAUGUAUGAAGAGAUGAUUAGAGAACACCCAGUAAUCGUUAAAAAGGGCAAUGUAUAUAAAAAUAUUUCUGAAGAAACGCUGUCCUUAGAUCUGAAUGCAAUAUCAAUACUUCAUAAUGCCAAAUUAAUUGAUAAUGCUGUUAUAAAUAUAUAGUGGUGAAUAGUUUUGUCAGUUCCUUUCUUCUUAUUUACUUUCGUAAGCAGAGAAAGACUAUUCAAAUUAAAUUAUACAUUUUAGAGUAUUUAGAGUACUAUAUGCAGAUACAGAUAAAAAAUUGUUAUAAGAUUGAAAAGUAAAUUAAAAAAGUAAUAAAAUAAUUUUCAUUCAUUUAUAUACAUGAUUGUUAAUGAAAAACAAUCAUUACUAAUUAGUGAUCUUAACAACUAUGAAUCCCACUCCUGAAUGGCUUUAAAUGACAAUAGAGAUUUCUUUCAAAUUUAUGCUUUUAAUAAAAAUUACGUAAUGUUUGUAAUUCAAUUCUAUUGUAUUCUAAAAGUAAAAAAGUAAUGUAAGAAAUGUUAUUAAUCAGAAAUUCUUUAUUUUAAAUCUUCUCAGAUUCUUGAUAUUCUCUGAAAUGUUUUGAUUUUUUUAAAUUUAAUUUUUGAAGUAUGUAUUUAAUACUUGCGAAUUUGUUCCUAAAAUAACUUUUAAGAAUAUGCAACGGUACUAUAGAUUAGGCGUGAAAUAAAUA